AUGGCGACUGUAAUUCCGGAGCAAGUGUCGUCGGAGAAGACGUUUCCGCUUGAGGAUGCGGAGCCCGGAAUUGAUACCAAGGAGACCGAAACUGUCUCUCCCGUCGCGCCCUUGGGCAAACCACACGAGGAAAAGAAGUUCUGGUUCCAGCGGACAAAGACCAAGUACGAUCCCGACGCCAUUGCAACGCAGCCGAGCGUCUACGAUGUGCCGGAAGUCGGCGCCCAGUACCAGCCGCGCGAGGACUGGGAAAAUCUGCAUCGAUUUGACCCCGCAGCCAGAUGGACAUGGGGAGAAGAGAGGAAGGUUGUUCGGAAGAUGGAUUGGCGAAUCAUGAUCUGGUGCGCCGUCAUGUUCAUGGCCAUGGAGCUCGACCGGGCCAACCUGAGCCAAGCCCUGACGGAUAACUUUCUUGCGGAUAUGCACAUGACCACCAACGCAAUCCCAGACUACAAUAUCGGGAAUACCAUCUACGCCGUGUGCUUCCUCGCCGGCGAGUUCCCGUCCCAGCUGCUCGCGAAGUGGCUCGGUCCGGACCGGUGGAUUCCGUCCCAGAUUAUCCUCUUCUCCAUCGUGUCCGCUUCUCAAUUCUCGCUGGCGACGAGGUCAUCAUUCCUCGCAACCCGGGCACUGCUGGCGUUUCUGCAGGGAGGAUUCAUUCCCGAGGUCGUGCUCUACUUGUCGUAUUUCUACAAACACCAUGAACUUACACUCCGCCUCGGCUUCUUCUGGACCGGAAUGUUCAUUGCCGACAUCCUGGCCGCCAUCCUCGCAUUCGGGCUGCUCCAUAUGAGAAAUGUGCGCGGCUAUGCCGGCUGGCGAUGGCUCUUCCUUGUCGAGGGCUUGAUAACUGGCACCGUCGGUCUCCUAUCCUACGUCAUGAUGCCUGCGGGACCGACCCAGACGGCUAACUGGUCCCGCGGCAAGAACGGGUGGUUCUCACCACGAGAGGAAGCCAUCAUGGUCAACCGAGUCAUCAGGGACGACCCAAGCAAGGGAACCAUGCAUAACCGACAGCCAAUCACUUGGAAACUCUUGUGGAUGAGCCUGACUGACGUGGAUUUAUGGCCGAUGUAUUUGAUCGGUUUCACCUUCAACAUCCCAACCUUCUCGCCGCAGCAGUAUCUGAGCCUCUCCCUCCGUGGGCUUGGUUUCAGCACCUUCCAAACCAAUCUGCUCUCGAUCCCUUACCUAGUCCUUAAGACCAUCAACAUGCUCGCCCUAGCAACGGUGGCAGAGCUCACGGGCCAGCUCGCAGCAUGCGCAGCAGUAUUCCAGAUCUGGUGCAUCCCGUUCCUAAUCUACCUCGAGGUGGUCGACACAACCAAGGCAUCCAAGUGGCUGACCUGGGGGAUGAUCUCCCUCCUACUUGCCGCUCCACUCGCUCACCCCGUCCAAGUCGGCUGGGUCUCCCGAAACGCCAACACGGUGCGCUCGCGCGCCGUCGGGGCAGCGCUGUACAACAUGUUCCUGCAGACGGGCGUCAUCGUCUCGUCCAACAUCUACCGCGCCGACGACGCGCCGCUCUAUCGGCGCGGCAACGCCAUCCUGCUCGGGCUGGUGGGGUUCAACCUGUGUCUGUACGUCCUGGCGAAGUCGUACUACGUCUGGCGGAACCGCGUGCGGGACCUGAAGUGGGAGGGGAUGACACCUGAGGAGAGGCUGUACUACCUCUCGGACAACCAGGGGGCGGGGAACAAGAGGCUGGAUUUCAGGUUUGCUUCCUAA
Messenger RNA from Phialemonium atrogriseum, 1728 nucleotides. Its product is annotated as major facilitator superfamily transporter. Lineage: Eukaryota; Fungi; Ascomycota; Sordariomycetes; Cephalothecales; Cephalothecaceae. The record is from RefSeq and is a predicted model, not a curated record. Gene Ontology annotation, biological process: transmembrane transport. Gene Ontology annotation, cellular component: membrane. The transcript is spliced from 10 exons. The coding region runs from base 1 to 1728 and encodes 575 amino acids. Gene Ontology annotation, molecular function: transmembrane transporter activity.